GAAGACAACAACAGUCCUGUGAUUGUGUGUAACUAUCGUUAGCCAUCUUAGAGCGCUCUCUCUCCGUGGCCUACCUAACGUGACGCGUUUCUCUCUUCACGUCGCCACCGUGCUGGACUAAAGAUCUUGUCAUCUUCAGCAAAGCCAGAAAGCUGCAACACAGAAGAGUCUAUUAUAGGAGAGAAGUUUCCUCUGAUGGCAUCCAGACUGUUGGAGAGGAUAAAUGUGAUGUGCUGCUAGUGACUCAGAGAACAACAUGGACAGACAAUAACAAAUCAUCACGCUAGGGGUGCAGUCUUGGUUCGUUAUGACAAGUGGCUGUGUGGAAGAUGUCCACCCUUUCUACGACUGAUAUCACUGAUGUUGGUCAUGGGGACUCUCUGUGCUGUGCCAGUGAAGAGGGGCCUUCAGCAGCGACAGCAGAAGUGAAACAGGAGAUUGUCAGUCAGACGGCCUCAUACGGCACCUCACACAAUGAGCUGAACGAACCGCUGCUCAUGGAGCCCGGCGACAUCAAGAUGUACCCCACCGAGGACACACCUGCACCAGAGGGUCACCCAGUCAAGAGAAAGAAAGGCCCUGCUCCCAAGAUGCUGGGGAAUGAGGUGUGUAGCGUAUGUGGAGACAAAGCUUCUGGCUUUCAUUACAAUGUGCUGAGCUGUGAGGGCUGUAAAGGUUUCUUCAGACGCAGCGUCAUCAAAGGAGCGCAAUACACCUGCAAAAAUUCGGGCCGCUGCGAGAUGGACAUGUACAUGCGCCGCAAGUGUCAGCAGUGCCGUCUGCGCAAGUGCAGGGAGGCCGGCAUGCUGGAGCAAUGUGUGCUCUCAGAAGAGCAGAUCCGACUAAAAAAGAUGAAAAAACAGGAAGAGGAGACGGCACGUACCUCUGCAGUCCCAACCCCCAGCCCUGCUCCUGAGAUGCCCCCUCUGGCUCCUGAACAGCAGGAGAUGAUCGAAAAACUGGUGUCCAUGCAGAAACAGUGCAACAAACGCUCUUUUCUCGACCGGCCCAGAGUCACUCCUUGGCCACAGAGUCAGGACCCACUUAACCGAGAGGUUCGACAGCAGCGGUUUGCUCAUUUCACUGAGCUGGCCAUCAUGUCCGUGCAGGAGAUUGUAGACUUUGCUAAACAGCUGCCUGGCUUCCUGGAGCUCACCCGAGAGGACCAGAUCGCCCUGCUGAAGACCUCAACUAUAGAGAUCAUGCUGCUAGAGACUUCCAGACGUUAUAACCCAGCGAUAGAGAGCAUCACCUUCCUCAAAGACUUCAGUUAUAAUAAGGAAGAUUUUGCCAAAGCAGGGCUGCAGUUUGAGUUCAUCAACCCCAUCUUUGAGUUUUCAAAAGGCAUGAAUGACCUCCACCUGGAUGAGGCGGAGUACGCUUUGCUCAUCGCAAUCAACAUUUUCUCAGCAGACCGACCGAACGUGCAGGAUCAUGAGUUAGUGGAAAGACUACAGCAGCCAUAUGUGGACGCUCUCCACUCUUACAUCCGAAUAAAACGACCCAACGAUCAUCUGAUGUUUCCCCGGAUGUUGAUGAAGCUGGUCAGCCUGCGCACACUGAGCAGCGUCCACUCAGAGCAAGUCUUCGCUCUGCGCCUCCAAGACAAGAAACUCCCACCUCUGCUAUCUGAAAUUUGGGAUGUCCACGAGUGAGCCGGGCGCUCCACCUAUAGGACAGAAUGAGCCAGAGUCAGGGAAACAUGGGUGGGCAGGGGUCCUCACAGACAGAACAUAGGGUCAGGAUGUCCUAAAGGGCUGAAACAUCUCCCACUGUCAUCAUUCUCUUCCUUGACUUCUAUAUUUUGGGCCCAGUGGUCAGUGAGCUGCUUCCUUUGAAUGUGCUAUUGCUAGACUGUAUGGCCAGAAGUAGCUCAGGGACCGUUCAGAACAGAUAAUGGUUAUUAGACCAUACUCAUUAGAUUCAGAGACUUACUUGCUAGAGUGAGCAGCCACAAACAGUGUGCUCAUGAUUUUUUUUUAGUUGUUGUUCUUGUUUAUACCUAAUGUUUCUGGUACCAAAAGCUUUGAGCAGGUUUUGGCAAUGGUUUCUACUUUCUAAUUAACAGAAGAGGUUGUCUUGAAGGUUCUUCAUUACAGAAAUGUAGUUUAUUUACAGUGUUUUUUGAUUCCACUUUAGCUGAUUGGUUGAUGGCUGAUUUCUUUUUUUUUUUUUUUUUUUAACAUGCUUGGAUCAUGCAUAGCAGUGAGUAACAGUCUUCUGUUAGUACGGACUCAUUUGCUCAUUUUUAUUUCAUGAUGUUUGACACUCAUUUAGUCUUUAAUUUUGUUCAAAUGCAAUCUUCUGUUAACACCCAUGUUACACUGAUCCAGCAUAUCAUAAAAUGCACAAGCAAUUCUGUUUUCUGCUGGUUGGAAUAUUCAGAAGAAGACCUGACAAAUCAAAUGGCCUGAAAGUACUGCAGUGUAGCAUAUGGUUGUCUGGGAUCAGUAAGAGUGACUGGGGCUGUUAACUCAAAUCAGUGUGCCGCUUAACAAACAGCAACUACCAAGAUGCAUUGGUAGAUAGAUAACCUUCAAGAGUGAAGCCUUCUGAAAACGUAAUGCAGACCAUGAUUAUUCUUUUUUUUAUUAUUAUUACUUUAUCAUGUGUAGUUACUGCAAUCUCAUAACUUAACAUGCUGUAGUUUCUUUUCUAUUUUUUUGACUCCUCAGUUAUACUUGGAGAAACAUUCUCAAACAUUACAAACACACACAAACUAAAUCUCAGUUUCAUGCCUAUGUCUUGAUCAGUGUGUCAUUUUUGUUCCCCUGAAUACAAAUCACAAACGAACAGUACAGAAAUGUAUACCUUCCAAAAUCAGUGGUUGAAAUUGUCAUAGGAAAUAGCUUGGGCUAUUCUUGUUGUAUAAUUUUUUUUGUAUCAUUGUUAUAUUUGGUUCUAUAUGCACCCAUUCUUCAAUGAGGAUAGUUUUGUCAACUUUUAUUUACAUGUACUAAAUAAUUUAAUUUAAAUCUUUAAUAUUUCUUUUUGUGUGAUUAUCUGACAAUCUGUUUUAACACAAUUUUGUUGUACUUGUACAUUAUUAUGAUAUUCAGACAGUCUGAAUGCACACAGAAUAAAAUCUGUCCCAUACACAUUCAUUGAGAUUGGCAAUGUAUGCGAAACAACUGUAUUUUGGUAUGAAACUGAACUGCAACUCAACAGUAUCUCUGAAAAAAGGGACUAGACAUAUGAGAGCGCUUCUUAACGUCUUAUUCACCAUAACAAUGCAAACAUCGGGUGUGACCACAUACAAUUCAGGUUUUACUGAUCUUAAAAGCCACUUUUAUGAUAGGCAUGGUUUGUUUUGAAUCAGUUAUAGAUUUUAACAUCAUUUCUAUGGUUGAGUAAUAGUUGGUUUGCUGUGGCAUUCUUUGCCCUUACUGUGCAUAUUGUUUAGACUUUGUUUGCUAAAUCAGAUGAUGAUGUGCACGUUUUUAUACCACCUUUCUGUCAGCUAGUGUAUUUGCUAAAUGCACAUUGGUUCUCUCAAGAUCUUUUUCGAUUUCUGAUUGGACUUGUCCAUGCUCAUUUUUAUUCCAAGUCUUUUCCUAUAUUUCACAACGGCUUGAAGAUACAAGUGUGUCAAUGCAGUUCUUUUACCUUCAUCUGUUCAGCAGCCAAACUCAAGACAGUUCCCAAACUGAAACUUGGUAGAAAACCCACUGAAAGACAUGCAUUUUUAAACCUCAGCGAUCUUCCUGAUGAGUGAUGGUUUGCCAUUGCUUAUCAUAUGUUUGUGCACAUGUUGUGAGGGCAUAGACAAAUUCUAGUCAUCACCGAAAUGAGCGUUUACUCCCGCUGCUCUAAGCUGUCUUCUCCUAACUGAAAUGCUAAAAUGAUUUUCUAACAGAAUGUUAUUACAUGAGGCAGAGUGUAAUGCAAAGUUGAUUGUAGUUUUAAUUUAUUUGUACCCUCUCAGCUCAGUGGACGUCAUUGCUCUGAUUAACAUUAGUCAUGGAAGGAUGACAACGCCUUAAGUCCUUGGAUGUAUUCUGCUUUAUAUGUAUGAAUUAAAAGUAGACUAAAUUUGUUCUGUGAGAGUAUAUAUUUAUCUGAUAAAAAUGCUGAAAAAAACCUAGAUGACUCAAAGCCUAUUCUUUAUACAGAAAUACUUUUACCUGAAACAGGGAACCUCCGUAAUGUUUCUGUAUUUUUAUUAUUCUGCUGUUUUUUUUAAUAGAUCAGGGUUGACCCUGUAAAUAAAUACUGAAUCUGAGCUUACA
Messenger RNA from Carassius auratus (goldfish), 4229 nucleotides. It is a transcript of the gene nr1h3, whose product is annotated as nuclear receptor subfamily 1, group H, member 3. Bases 330 to 1655 code for a protein of 441 amino acids. The record is from RefSeq and is a predicted model, not a curated record. The transcript is spliced from 11 exons. Gene Ontology annotation, biological process: cell differentiation; lipid metabolic process; negative regulation of transcription by RNA polymerase II. NCBI's taxonomy places the organism in Eukaryota, Metazoa, Chordata, Actinopteri, Cypriniformes, Cyprinidae. Gene Ontology annotation, molecular function: RNA polymerase II cis-regulatory region sequence-specific DNA binding; zinc ion binding; nuclear receptor activity. Gene Ontology annotation, cellular component: RNA polymerase II transcription regulator complex.